ACACUCCUUUCUGUACCUGAAGAUCCUGAGAGUAGUCGCUUUUGCUUCCUUUCCGCUGUCUCUCUUCUACCAUGCUGCUGUUUUCCUUGCCUCGUCUUUCUGCUUUCACUGCUUGAUCUGUCUGUCCUUCUUCUUGCAUCUGCUGGACGUUUAUUUCACCAUUUCGCUCGCUUAACCCGACACAAUGGACAGCAUCUUGCAUAGUAACGUUUCUGCCCUAAUCAUUAUCCUCACAGCAUCCAUUGCUUCACUCGUCCUUCUCAGCAACAAAGUCCGCAAGGAACAUGAUGCAGACUCGAUCGUUCCAGGAUGUCGCCGCAUUGGGCUCAUCGGAAGGAGUAACAUGUCCGACCAGUAUUCACCAGAGUACAAUGGAGAGAACUUGGACUCAUCGGCCACAUGCAGAAUCAAGGCCCUGUUCAUAUACCCCGUCAAAUCAUGCAAGCCUGUUGAGAUCGAUCACAACGAUGUCAUUCUGACUGGUCUGAGAUAUGAUCGUCAGUUCUGCUUCGCCCAGCUAAAAACAGAGGAGACAGAGAAAGAGGAGGGUGAUCUUAAUGUCAGCACCAAAUGGCUUCACAACUGGAAGUUCAUCACUCAACGCAAUGUACCUCGAUUGAGCCAGGUCGAUACUCAAGUAUGGAUACCAGACACUUCGUCAUCAACCUAUUCCCCUGAAGCAGAAUGGGUCAAGUCGCAGGGUUGUGUCGUCUGUUCGUUCCCUUUCACACCUGAAUGGUCUUGGGAUAUGGAUGGCUUGAGGACUGCAUUUUCGCUCCUCAAAGUGAAGCUUGCUCAGCGCGAUAUCAGAGCAGAGCCACGGCUUACGUUCAAGCUUCCCAUCGCCCCUGACGAGAAUCGCUCGACCAAGUACCACAAAGAAGUCAUGAAAAUCUGGAAGGACUCACCCAACGCCAUCAACAUCACAUCCGAGAUUCCACUAGAGACUUUGGCCAAGUUGAAAUACUUCCUUGGUGUCUCUAACCCUCUGGCUCUGUUCAAAGCGGAUCCUCUCAACCAUCGUCAAGUGUUUAGGAACGCACCCAGGAUAGAAGAGGCGGGUUACCAACCUGGUGUGGGCUUUGCUGAUGCUUACCCCUUGUCGAUUAUGGGCCUUGCCUCUGUACAAAAGGUUUCAAAAACAGUGAAGAAUCUCCCAACUCCUCACCUCGAUGCCAUGCGCUUCCGCGCCAACAUUUACCUGACUGGCAUCCCACCCUUCGCCGAAGACGACUGGAAAAUUAUCCGCUCGGGAAACCUCGAUUACCACGUCAGCUGCCGAACCACACGCUGUGAUCUUCCCAACGUUGAUCCUUUGACUGGUAUCAAAGAUCGCGUCGAGCCUUACAAGACACUCAAACAAGUGCGCGGACACGUCGACAAGGGUGCUGGUGCCCAUCCAGUGCUAGGCAUGCAGAUGGUGCCGCUACUCAAGGAUUCCAAGGGUAGUGAAGAGAUAAGAGUGGGCGAGGAGAUGAAGGUGAUCAAAUCAGGAGAACACUUCUACAUCAAGAUGUUCCAAGAUUAAUAAAAGUUUUCUGCGCUCGGAUUGAGCAAUACACAACCAAGAUAAACAUGAACAUGAGAUACGAUGUGCAUUGAAACCUAUCACGGAACAUCACAAGACCCUCCAGCCGGGAAAAAACCCCAAAAACUCUUUCUCUCACUUCCAUUCAUAAGGUAGGACCGCGUCACACCAAUCGUGCAAAUCCAGCACCUCAAACCAACCACACUAAAACAUCAAUCUGGGACUUGUUGAAUGCAACUCAUGUUGCGAGCAUGUUCCUGUGGUCGAU
This is a messenger RNA of Aureobasidium subglaciale EXF-2481, 1796 nucleotides long. RefSeq lists its product as uncharacterized. Gene Ontology annotation, molecular function: molybdenum ion binding; pyridoxal phosphate binding; catalytic activity. Bases 185 to 1528 code for a protein of 447 amino acids. Lineage: Eukaryota; Fungi; Ascomycota; Dothideomycetes; Dothideales; Saccotheciaceae. The record is from RefSeq and is a predicted model, not a curated record. The transcript is spliced from 3 exons.